UUGUGUCCAUCGGGGCGGACCGGCCGCUACAGCUGUCCAGAAACUCCAGGCUCCAGAGAGGCAUCAUGGGCUUCUGGAAGACCUCUCCCUUCUUGGCUUUCAGCAUCUUGGUCCUGUGCCAGGUGGGCAGCCUCCAGGCGGCACCAUUCAGGUCUGCUUUGGAGAGCCUCCCAGACCCCACGGCACUCAGUGAGAAGGAAGGCCGCCUCCUGCUGGCUGCUCUGGUGAAGGCCUUUGUGCAGAAGAAGAGAAAUGAGCUGGAGCAGGAGGAGCAGGAGGAGAUGGAGGGCUCCAGCAUCACUGCCCAGAAGAGAUCCUGCAACACUGCCACCUGUGUGACCCAUCGGCUGGCGGGCUUGCUGAGCAGGUCUGGAGCUGUGGUGAAGAACAACUUUGUGCCCACCAACGUGGGCUCUGAAGCCUUUGGCCGUCGCCGCAGGGACCUUCAUGCCUGAGCAGCUACUGGACUCCAGGAAGAAGGUAACCAUGAAGCUGAACUCACCACUUCUAUUAAUUUCUGUUGACAACACUUGGUGAGAAGGCCCCAUGGAAGAUAUACAUGUUUGCAUCCCAAUAGACACUGAGAAAAAGCACCUUUGUCACUUGAAAGGAAUGAAACUGAAUGCAAAAUAGGCUAAUUCCAUAUGUAUUGUGUAUUCUUUUUAUAUUUGAUUCUGUGUGCGGUCAGUGUGAUGGCAUCUAUUAUCGGCUUAUCUGGUAGCAAAUAGGUUUUUUGAGAGCUAUCCUGUGGAUCAUGGCGGCUCUGCCAAACCUUAGGGGGACAAUAAAUCAUUGUCUUCGUGGCCUCUAGGGACACACGGUAAUGGUGAUGCUUUGCCUUGUUGUCUAAGAACAUGAUUGUAUACUUUGUUUAAGGAAAUCUCAUUAUUGUACCAUUUGUGAACUUCAUCAAGAUUAAAAACAUAUUUUGGAUACAUGUGUUUUGAGACCCUGGUGGUUCAUUUCAACUUGUUUCCCUGUGUAAUAAUAAUAACAAUAGUAGUUGAUGUUUUUUGAGUGCUUGCUCGAAAUGGGCCAGAUGAUGUUCUAAGAGAGUGCUGUAUACCUAUGAAUUCAUUUAAUCUUUAUGACAGCUCUGUGAAGGAGAUCCCCUUAUUAUUUCCACUUUGUAUCUGAGGGAACAGAGGCCUGGAGAAGUGAAGUCCAAGGUCACGUAGAUAGAUGGUGGCAGACUCAGGUGGUGGUUUCCAGAGUCUAUAGUUGAAACCACUGCACUAUAUGCUUCUCGACAGUGGCUUUUGAUGUGUUCCAGAGACCCGCUGGCCGU
Molecule: messenger RNA, 1288 nt
Organism: Zalophus californianus (California sea lion)
Lineage: Eukaryota; Metazoa; Chordata; Mammalia; Carnivora; Otariidae
Gene: CALCB
Product: calcitonin related polypeptide beta
Exons: 5
Coding region: 66-455 (129 amino acids)
Cellular component (GO): extracellular region
Molecular function (GO): calcitonin receptor binding; hormone activity
Source: RefSeq, a predicted model, not a curated record